GACUUGCGAGGAUGAAAAUUGGAUUUGCCAUGUAGAAAGUGCCGAAAGACUGAUAAAAGAAAUAAAACCAUCUUUAUUUUUGUUUGAGGAUGUGAAACAAUACGCGGGCAAUAGUAAAGGAUUUGUUAAUUAUCAUUUUCGUAAUGUAGUGAAAGCGGGAGGGGCCGUUGAAUAUGUGUGCCAUAAGUUAGGCAUAAGUAGAUAUGGAAUAGUUAACGCCCAUGAAUGGAGAACCCAAGACAAGGCCAAGCGGGGAGAGAUACCAGGACUUAUCAGAAAGCGGGAAUGA
This is a messenger RNA of Racocetra persica, 289 nucleotides long. Lineage: Eukaryota; Fungi; Glomeromycota; Glomeromycetes; Diversisporales; Gigasporaceae. The record is from the annotation of a GenBank genome assembly.